AGCUCAGCUCCGGAGAGCCGGCGGCGCGGCGGGCAUGGCUCGGGUGGCGUGGGGGCUGCUGUGGUUGCUGCUGGGCAGCGCCGGGGCGCAGUACGAGAAGUACAGCUUCCGGGGCUUCCCGCCCGAGGACCUGAUGCCGCUGGCCGCGGCGUACGGGCACGCUCUGGAGCAGUACGAGGGAGAGAGCUGGCGCGAGAGCGCGCGCUACCUGGAGGCGGCGCUGCGGCUGCACCGGCUCCUGCGCGACAGCGAGGCCUUCUGCCACGCCAACUGCAGCGGCCCCGCGCCCGCGGCCAAGCCCGAUCCCGACGGCGGCCGCGCAGACGAGUGGGCCUGCGAGCUGCGGCUCUUCGGCCGCGUCCUGGAGCGAGCCGCCUGCCUGCGGCGCUGCAAGCGGACGCUGCCCGCCUUCCAGGUGCCCUACCCGCCGCGGCAGCUGCUGCGUGACUUCCAGAGCCGCCUGCCCUACCAGUACCUGCACUACGCGCUGUUCAAGGCUAACCGGCUGGAGAAGGCGGUGGCGGCGGCCUACACCUUCCUCCAGAGGAACCCGAAGCACGAGCUGACCGCCAAGUAUCUCAACUACUAUCAGGGGAUGCUGGACGUCGCCGACGAGUCCCUCACGGACCUAGAGGCCCAGCCCUACGAGGCCGUGUUCCUCCGGGCUGUGAAGCUCUACAACAGCGGGGAUUUCCGCAGCAGCACGGAGGACAUGGAGCGGGCCUUGUCAGAGUACCUGGCAGUCUUUGCCCGGUGCCUGGCCGGCUGUGAAGGGGCCCAUGAGCAGGUGGACUUCAAGGACUUCUACCCGGCCAUAGCAGGUAUCUGCCACCCAGACCACGGUGGGCGGUCCUCUCACCCACAGGGCCCGGUAAGGCAGAUGUCCCCUUCAUGCACGUGGAGCACUGCGAAUGCGGAGGAGCCAGCCGGGAGGAAGGCCUUGUCUGUUGAGAAAGACGCUGGGUGCAGGGGCCCCAGCUGGGAGUGUCCAAGGGGCUGGAUCAAUCUCUUUGCAGAGUCCCUGCAGUGCAAGGUGGACUGUGAGGCCAAUUUGACCCCCAAUGUGGGUGGCUACUUCGUGGACAAGUUCGUGGCCACCAUGUACCACUACCUGCAGUUUGCCUACUAUAAGUUGAAUGAUGUGCGCCAGGCUGCCCGCAGCGCCGCCAGCUACAUGCUCUUCGACCCCAAGGACAGCGUCAUGCAGCAGAACCUGGUGUAUUACCGGUUCCACCGGGCUCGCUGGGGCCUGGAAGAGGAGGACUUCCAGCCCCGGGAGGAGGCCAUGCUCUACCACAACCAGACCGCCGAGCUGCGGGAGCUGCUGGAGUUCACCCACAUGUACCUGCAGUCAGAUGAUGAGAUGGAGCUGGAGGAGACAGAACCGCCCCUGGAGCCUGAGGAUGCCCUAUCUGACGCCGAGUUUGAGGGGGAGGGUGACUACGAGGAGGGCAUGUAUGCUGACUGGUGGCAGGAGCCGGAUGCCAAGGGUGACGAGGCCGAGGCUGAGCCAGAGCCUGAACUCGCAUGAGAAGGGGACACCCCACACCGCUCAAGCUUGGGAAGCCUGGUGCCGAUGGCCCCACCCUCACCAGCCUGGGCAGCAGCAAGAACUAUUUAUUAAAAACUUAAGAUGGGCCAGGUGCGGUGGCUCACACCUGUAAUCCCAGCAUUUUGGGAGGCCAAGGUGGGUGGAUCACUUGAGGCCAGGAGUUCAAGACCAGCCUGGCCAACAUGAUGAGACCUCCGUCUCUACUAAAAUACAUAAAUUAGCCGGGUGUGGUGGCAGGCGCCUGAAAUCCCAGCUACUCAAGAGGCUGAGGCAGGAGAAUCGCUUGAACCUGGGAGGCAAAGGUUGCAGUGAACUGAGAUUGCGCCACCGCACUCCAGCCUGGGCGACAGAGCGAGACUCCAUCUUUAAAAAAAAACAAGACGGGCCGGCACGGUGGCUCACGCCUGUAAUCCCAGCACUGAGAGGCCGAUCACUUGAGGUCAGGAGUUCAAGACCAGCCUGGCCAACAUGGUGAAACCCCAUCUCUACUAAAAAAUACAAAAAUUAGCCAGGCAUGGUGGCACACACCUGUAAUCGUAGCUGAGGCAGGAGAAUCGCCUGAACCCAGGAGGCGGAGCUUGCAGUGAGCCGAGAUCGUGCCACUGCACUCCAGCCUGGGCGACAGAGUGAGACUCCAUCUCAAAAAAAAAAAAAAAAACUUAAGAUGGACACAGCUGACUGGACCCCCAUCCUGCCUCACCCAUGGGUGCUGCACCCCAGACCCAUCCUGCCACUUCUAUGUCUCUGGACCACAGGAUGGUGGUGGCAUUGCAGGUUGGCAAGUGGGCUGAUGGGGUCCGCCCUCCUCACUGCUGAGCUCCUCACCUGGACAGUCUCCUGGACAAGGAGUUUCCAGCUGCUGGCUGGAGUCUCAGGCCAAAUUGCAGAGGGUCCUCCAGGGUCCUGAAGAGCACUGGACUAAGAGUCUAGUGGUUCCAGGGCCCUGACCAGUAGGUGCUCAAUAAAUGUUUGUUGUUGAAUGA
Messenger RNA from Homo sapiens (human), 2535 nucleotides. RefSeq names its product prolyl 3-hydroxylase family member 4 (inactive) (gene P3H4). The record is from RefSeq and is a predicted model, not a curated record. The transcript has 8 exons. Gene Ontology annotation, cellular component: synaptonemal complex; catalytic complex; endoplasmic reticulum. NCBI's taxonomy places the organism in Eukaryota, Metazoa, Chordata, Mammalia, Primates, Hominidae. Gene Ontology annotation, biological process: collagen fibril organization; collagen biosynthetic process; bone remodeling. Bases 35 to 1531 code for a protein of 498 amino acids.